Zea mays is the source of this 2380-nucleotide messenger RNA. Its product is annotated as HIPL1 protein. The record is from RefSeq and is marked validated. The transcript is spliced from 4 exons. Bases 78 to 2171 code for a protein of 697 amino acids. Lineage: Eukaryota; Viridiplantae; Streptophyta; Magnoliopsida; Poales; Poaceae.
CUUCCACUCUAGUAUUACCGGUAGAUCGACAAAGAUUUCAGCCUCCGUUUUCGACGCCAUCAGAGCAGGCUCCACAGAUGAAGAUGCUGCGGCGGCUCAUGCUGAGCCUGAGCUUCAUCCUCCUCCUCCCUUCCUAUCUCGCCUACCCACUAUGCACCGAUGCAAGGGCGCCGGUGCUGCUCAACACCACGCUCAAGUUUUGCGCCUCCCCCAGCAGGAACAGCAGAGGCUGCUGCGACGCCACCGCUGAUGCCGCGCUCAGCAAGCAGUUCGACGCCAUGGCCAUCUCCGACGCUGCCUGCGCUGCCGUCGUCAAGUCAAUCCUCUGCGCUAAAUGCAGUCCAUAUUCCGCGGACCUGUUCGGCGCGGGGCCAAAGAUCCGGACGGUUCCUUCCCUCUGCAACUCCACGUCGUCGGCAAACUCUGCUGAGUCCAAGGAAACCACCACCACCACCACUCAGGACUACUGCAAACUCGUCUGGGAUACUUGCAAGGACGUGAGCAUCGCCAGCUCUCCCUUCCAACCCCCGCUGCAAGGCACCGCGCCGCCUCCUACUUCACCGUCGAAGCUCACCGACGCGUGGCAGUCCCAGAGCGACUUCUGCGGCUCCUUCGGCGGCCGGUCGUCUGUAUGCCUCAGCGGCGACACGGUCUCGUUCAACGCCGCCGGACCUUCACCCUCCCCAAGACCAGAACCAAGAGGGGUAUGCCUGGAGAGGAUCGACAACGGGUCCUACCUUAGCCUGGCUCCUCACCCCGACGGCUCCAGCAGGAUCUUCCUCGGCAGCCAAGCCGGGAAGAUAUGGCUGGCCACCGUCCCCGAGCAAGGGUCCGGGGGCGCGCUGCAGUUCGAGGGCGCAGGCCCAUUUGUCGACCUGACCGACCAGGUGCACUUCGACUCGGCGUUGGGGCUCAUGGGCAUGGCGUUCCACCCGGGUUUCGCGACCAACGGCCGCUUCUUCGCCUCGUACAACUGUGACCGGACCAAGUCGCCCAGCUGCACCGGGAGGUGCUCCUGCAACUCCGACGUGGGCUGCGACCCUUCCAAGCUUGGCACCGACAGCGGCGCCCAGCCGUGCCAGUACCAGGUCGUGGUGUCAGAGUACUCAGCCAGAGGCUCCGCCGCGGCGAAUGUUUCUCAGGCAACUUCUGCCGCCGAUCCAUCUGAGGUGAGGAGAAUCUUCGCGAUGGGGCUGCCUUACACGUCCGGGCAUGGAGGCCAGGUACUGUUCGGCCCUGCCGAUGGGUACCUCUACCUCAUGCUGGGCGACGGAGGGAAGGGGGACCCUUUCAACUUCGCCCAGAACAAGAAGUCGCUCCUGGGCAAGAUCGUGAGGCUUGAUGUCGACAGCACGCCUUCUUCAUCAGGAGGAGAUCUCGGCAACACGAGUCUGUGGGGCAAUUACUCCAUCCCGAAGGACAACCCUUACGCCGAUGACAGCGAGCUAGAGCCAGAGAUCUGGGCGCUGGGCCUUAGAAACCCGUGGAGGUGCAGCUUUGACUCCGAGAGGCCCUCCUACUUCUACUGUGGAGAUGUUGGGCAGGACGCGUACGAGGAGGUGGAUCUCAUCUCCAAAGGCGGGAACUAUGGAUGGCGUGCGCUGGAGGGUCCGCUCGUCUAUCACCCGCAGUGGGCGCCUGGAGGAAACACCUCGCUCAGCUCCAUUGACGCCAUUCCUCCCAUCAUGGGAUACAGCCAUUCAGAUGUCAACAAGAAUAUCGGGUCGGCGUCGAUCAUGGGAGGUUACGUGUACAGAGGGUCCGCUGAUCCCUGCCUGUAUGGAAGGUAUUUGUAUGCUGACCUGUACGCCUCGGCCAUGUGGACCGGCGCGGAGGCUCCAGAGAGCAGUGGCAACUACACCUCCGCUCUGAUCCCCUUCAGCUGCUCCAAGGAGUCUCCGAUACCAUGCGACGCCGCUGCUGGGAGCCCUCUCCCGUCGCUUGGCUACGUAUACUCGUUCGGCGAGGACAACAGCAAGGACAUGUAUGUGUUGGCCAGCAAAGGCGUCUACCGAGUUGUGAGGCCCAGCCUCUGCAGCUAUACUUGCCCGGCAGAGAGACAGGAGACAUCGCCGCCUGCUGCUCCUUCAUCCAACAAGGCGUCCAUGGCGGAGAUGGGAAUGGGAAUGCUUUUGGUGUCUGUCAUUGUGGUUUGGGUUUUGGUAACAUAGGAUCAUGCUGUGAUGAGACAUGUCAUAUGCAACGACCAGUCCUGAGGAAGAAUAAGAGUGCCAGUCAGUCAGUGAGAUUAGAAUAGAAGUGAUAGGCAGUCAGUUAGGCUGUCUCCAAUAAAUUGUGUAUAUGAUCAUGUAAAAUAUUAUUUUAUAUUAUAGACUGUAUUGUUCACAGAACGAAGUUUGAAAUACUUCUGAGAUGGGUC